GCCCCAGUGCAAUUGCGUCUGCCUCUGCACAAACAUUCCACCUCCAUCCACCAUCCACACCUCGUCUUUCUCCCACCAACAUCCACCACCACCCAAACCUCACUUGUCUCGUCUCGUCAGCCACGAUCACGACGACGUCGUCUCUCCCACCUUGCGGCACCCUUUUCUUUUCCUACCUAUUUUUUUUCUUCCUCUUCAUCGGCAAGAGUUACGCAACUGAAGAAACCCCCACCAAAGCUGUCGUGUCGAUACGGGACAGUGAAUAAUUGAUUCCCUCCAAUUUUCCCAUCGUGGAAAACCCCUCCCCUCAUACAAACAAACCCAGCAAUGUCUGAGGUACAGACUCGGCCUGCCGCCUCGCGCGGCAGAGGCUCUGCACGCGGUGGAAGAGGUGGUUUCGCCAGCCGAGGUGGUCGCACCUCGGGCAGAACCAAUGGCGACAAGUUUGACUCCAACGCCGACGAUGCGUUUGAGGACCAAGGCGAGCUCGGCGAGCUGAAGAAACAAUACGGAUCCAAGGCGCCCCUCAUCAAGGAGCUCUUCCCCGAUUGGUCUGAGCAGGAUAUUCUCUAUGCUCUUCAAGAGACGGAUGGUGAUGAGAACCUCACCGUCACCCGCAUUGCUGAAGGCACCAUCUCCCAAUGGGGCGAAGUCACGAAGAAGGCUCCCCGCUCCAAGGCCAAGGACUCCACGACCGCAGCCUCGAACAUCGACUCAUCCAACGCUAGACCCACUCGUGGCGGACGCAACGUCUCUGAGGCUGGUCGCGGUCGCGGAAGAACUGCUGAGAGAGGAGGUCGCGGUGGCCGGGGCAGGGCCUCAAACACAGUAGCUACUAAUGGCUCUCGCCAUAACAAGGAGAAUGCUCAACCGCUCUCUGUUCCUACCGAGGAGUCGAACGCAUGGGAUACCCCGAAGCUAGACGUUAAGGACGCACCCGCCGAGGACCCCUGGGCACCCAAGGAGACGACCGAGAAGCCUGCAGCUCCCGCUCCUACUCCUGCGGCCGCCGCCGCUUCCACCGACGCGCCCAAGCCUGCCGCUGCCGCUCCCAAGACGUGGGCUAGCAUGCUCCGUCAAUCCACCGUGCCCAAGGUUGCCCCGAAGCCGCCCAAGGAGGAGCCCGCGCCCAAACCUGCCGAACCCAUCGAACCUCUCCCUCCUGCCGUCCCUGCCGUCGAACCUACACCCGAACCUGAGCCCGAACCCGAGGCACAGCCUGAGCCUGCUGCCCCCGUCGAACUCCCUGUAGAACCCGCCCAUGAAGAACCAGCUCCUGCAGAAGUAGUCGACGAAUCGCAUCCUCCCGCGACUGCUACCGUCGCAAGCACCGCCGCCGAUUCCUGGGAUCCUCGCCACAACGCCGCCAGCGCCACCGCGACACCUCUGUCUGCCUCCCAGCAGCAGCACCAGCCCAUCCGCCCUGCUGUUCCCACUACUAACAGCGGCUUCGCCGCUUCCGCCAUCAAGGCCACCACCGAGAGAGGAUCCCGCACCCCGAGCUACCAGCGUCGCGUUCUUGAUCAGGAGGAGGCCGUCCGCAUGCCUGGCAACCGUGAGGUUGACCGCGCUGCCGUCCAGUUCGGUGCUUUCAGCUUGAACGAGGAUGAUGACAUUGACGGUGAUCGCGAAGAGCCCGAGACCCGGACUCAGCCUCCCGCUGAUUCUCCCGUCGCUCACCCCCGAACCUCUCUUCCUCCCGCUCCUCAGCAGGCUCCCGUUCCCGAAGCCAUCGGUACUCAGAAGCCUGCUCCUGGCCUGCCUCCUCCUGCUGCUGCUGCCACUCCUACCGGUACACUUGCUUCAACUAGCAAUGUCACCGACUUUGCUAAUGCCCCCUUCUCAGGACCCGCAAGCGCUGCUCCCCAGGCUCCCGCCGGUCAGGUCCCUCAACCUGCCGCUGCCGCCGCCCAGCCUUACUCCCGCUUCGGCCAGGCUGGCCCCCAGGAGCCCUCGUCCUUCCCCCAAAAGUCGAUCGAUCCUUUCACUCAGUCGAACAACCCCGCUGCCUCGCAGACUCAGUUCGACAGCUUCUCCAACCAGCAAUCGCAACAGAGCCAGCAACCCGGUGGAGCCUUCAGCUCUGCUCCCAGCGACUACUCCUCCUACUACACGGCGGACCAACAAAACCGUCCCCCUUACAACUACUACAGCCAGCCCUACGGCCAGCAGGGAGCUCAGGGUCACCAGGACAACCUGUCUUCCCAGCAGAGAUCUUUCGGUGGUUACAAUGCUUCGCAGGCUGAUAACUUGAGCCAGUACCCCCAGAGCGGCGGUCUGCAGAACCAGUCCCGUUACGGAGGUGUCACGAACGACGCCCAGAACAGCGGACACAGCACCCCGAACCCCACCGCCCAGAGCCAGCAGGCCGCCAGCCAGGCCUCGCAGCCUCAGUCUCACGGCCAACAAAGCUACCCCUACAACAACCACCCCUACUACAACAACGCUUACUACUCGAGCUACAUGGGCUACGGAAACCACUACGGUCAGCAGGGAGGAUAUGGCGGUGCUCCGUACGGCGGCAACAAGGGAUAUGGCGGCCACCCCGGAUACGGCAUGUCGCCCCAGGGCCCCUACGACCACGCCUCGUCCCCUGCUGCUGGCUUCGGCCAGUCAUCUCUGCACCGUGCCGAUAGCGCUCUGAGCUCAGGACUUGGAGGUGACUUUGGAGGCCGCGCUGGUUCCGCCCAGUCUGGCAACCAGCCCGGCCUGGCCGGCAGUGGCUUCGGCGGUGUUCAGGACACCUUUGGCCGUGGCUCCUCUUCGUUCCAGAGCCCUGCUGGACAAGGAUUUAACAGCACUGCCCAGUCGAACGCUGCUUCUGCCAACGAUGAUCUGAAGCCUUUCGGUGAGAGCAAGCCCGGUGCCGGUCCCUCGCCUUCUCUCGGCGGCGCUCGCCCCGGCUCGGCCACGAACACCCCUUCGGGUCAGACUGGUCUCCCCCCGCCCCAGUCCGCCUCUCAGAUGGGUGGCUACGGCGGUUACCCCAGUCAUCUCCAGGGCCACAACCUGCACGGAAACAGUGCCUACGGCAUGGGAGGCGCUUCCGGCGGUCAGCACGGCAGCGCUCCGUUCGGAUCCUACGGCCAGCAGGGCGCUUACGGCAGUGGAUACUACGGUAGCGGCGGCCAGCAACAGCAGCGCGGCGGUUGGGGCGGAAACUACCACUAGGAAGGUAGUGGUCGUCGGCCAUCUCACCCACGUCAUUACGGUGGAAUGAGAGGUGGCUAAGGCCUCGGUGCCCCCGAACACGUCGUUAACUGUUUACAAGACUCUCUCUCUCUUUGGGCCUGCAGAUGGUUAUAAGCUGCAGGUGGCAAGGAUAAUUCAUGCGGUCUCUUUCUACGGGGAAACUUUCUUCUCUCUACUCAUUACCCAAGUGUAUGGUCUUCGAGCGUGUACGAUCUAUCAACAAAAAAAGAAUCAGGGAGGGGAAACACUUUCGGAUGGUCACCGGCCGCAACGGAACUGUGUUUUUUGUUUUCUUUUUCGCGAUGGGAAGGUCUCAUCAGGCUUUUCUAAGAAUGAUAGCCGGCGGCGUGGUGGUAUGCGGCCUUGAAAAUUCGAUUGAAAUGACAGAUGGAACGGAUCCGGCGGGAGGGUUGGUCGUUGGUCGUUGCCCGAUGGAGGGCCAAAUACUGAGAUUGAACUCCUUGGAAAGGGAGCACGAUAGCCAAUGAAGACACAUGGCAU
Molecule: messenger RNA, 3693 nt
Organism: Colletotrichum scovillei
Lineage: Eukaryota; Fungi; Ascomycota; Sordariomycetes; Glomerellales; Glomerellaceae
Product: rnapii degradation factor def1
Exons: 4
Coding region: 328-3171 (947 amino acids)
Cellular component (GO): cytoplasm; nucleus
Molecular function (GO): ubiquitin binding
Source: RefSeq, a predicted model, not a curated record